Messenger RNA from Sorghum bicolor (sorghum), 644 nucleotides. RefSeq lists its product as uncharacterized. The coding region runs from base 83 to 577 and encodes 164 amino acids. The transcript has 3 exons. NCBI's taxonomy places the organism in Eukaryota, Viridiplantae, Streptophyta, Magnoliopsida, Poales, Poaceae. The record is from RefSeq and is a predicted model, not a curated record.
GCCACUCCACUCCUUUCUGCUGCUGCUCCCUCCUUCCUAUUGCCGCUGCCUCCUUCCUGUUGCCUCUCCGACGAGAAGGAAGAUGCCGCCGGGGAAGAGGAUGGGAAGACCAUCAAUGGAGGUCCCAGAUCCAGCAUUGACUGACAUUGAGAACAAGAGGGCUCAGAAUAUCAUGAGGUUGAAUCAGAGGUUGCAGCAGUUGGGUGUCAAAAAACUAGCUCACAUUGUUCACCAGUCAUAUGCUAAGAAACCAGAUAAGAAAAGGAAGGCUGAUGGCCAGCUUAGUGAAAGCAUUGAACUUGAGGCUGUGGCACCGCCUGUUGCUGCAAAAGGAGCAUCAGGCAAGAGGGUGCUGGCACCUGACAAUUUGGAACAAACAAGGUGCACUAGGGGGAGUAUCAUGAGAGAAAAAGAAGCAGCUGCCCUAAGCCUAGUUCAAGCAGCAGAGGUGCCACCACCAGUACUGGAUUCUACUUUAAUCCAGAAUGAGGAUGGGAUGGACAUUGCUGAAGAAGGCAAGUGCCAUCAACUACUUUUCCCCAAUGUCAAUUUAUGUGAUCUGAUUCAUUCGUUGUAGUCACAUGAUUCUUAUUAUUGACAAUAAUGCUUCUGAAAUGUAUUAUUUAGGCACCCUGUUGACACUA